GUUUCUCAGCGUUGAGGUUGGGGCUUGUGCAACAUGUUUUCCACGGCCCUGGUUGUUGGUUAGUGUUGUUUUAGUCACAUGAAGGAGGCAAUAGAAGCAGUUUCCGACGUUAAUAACACACAAUUGCUGUCGCAUGAGGUUACUGGGUGAGCCACUCAAGGUCAUGAGAGCUGACCACAAGGUUACAACCCUUCCCUCCUUCUGCAGUUGAUGGAUCUGCAGCUGAUUCAGAGAUGACUGACAGCGUCCGGGCCUUCCUCCGCAAUGUUGCGACGGGGAUCAAAGAUUCCAUAUUGGGGAUUGGAACGAUCUCCAAGCUGGAUGUCCGUAUCCAGCAAAAAAGAGAAGAGCAGCGGAUGAGAAGGGCCAGUGGGGCCUUGGCACAGAGAAGGGUACAGAGCGAGGAGCACAAACCAGACAAUGAACCCAAAGUAGCCAGUAGGAUUUUUCAGUGUUGUGCCUGGAAUGGAGGAGUGUUCUGGCUCAGUCUGUUUCUCUUCUACCGGGUGUUUAUCCCACUGCUGCAGACUCUUACCGCAAAAAUCAUUGGUGAUCCCUCUCUUCAUGGCAAUGUGUGGUCCUGGUUAGAGUUCAUCCUGACCUCUGUCUUCAGCGCUCUCUGGGUUCUUCCUUUGUUCGUCCUCAGCAAGAUAGUCAAUGCCAUCUGGUUCCAGGACAUUGCUGACCUAGCAUUUGAAGUGUCUGGCUGUAAGGCUCAGCCGUUCCCCAGCGUCAGUAAGAUCAUCGCAGAUAUGCUUUUUAACCUUCUCCUCCAGGCGCUUUUUCUCAUACAGGGAAUGAUUGUUAGUCUCUUCCCCAUUGAUGCCAUUGGACAGAUGGUUAGCCUUCUUCACAUGUCUCUGCUCUACUCCCUGUACUGUUUUGAAUAUCGCUGGUUCAAUCACGGCAUUGAGAUGCACCAGCGACUGUCCAACAUUGAGAGGAAUUGGCCCUACUACUUUGGCUUUGGUUUGCCCAUGGCACUACUGACUGCUCUGCCAUCCUCGUACAUCAUCAGUGGCUGCUUGUUCUCCAUCCUCUUCCCUCUAUUCAUCAUCAGCGCUAAUGAAGCCAAAACGCCAACAAAAUUGUACCACUUUCAGCUGCGUCUCUUCUCACUGGUUGUGCUGAUCAGCAACAAGCUUUUCCACAAGACAGUCCACCUGCAAUCUUCCCUGACGUUGUCCACCUCCUCAGAUAGGCUGUCCACCCCUCACACCUCACCGACACGCCACAGACUUUAGGCCACUUAGUGAUGGAUUCACAUGAAGGAGAUGGCAUAAUAACAGAUGGGUGUCAUCCUUAUUGUGUUCUUGGUUACAUGGAUGUCCUUAAUUAAGAUUUGGUGAAGUUUAGAGACCUGCAUGUUUUAAAGUCCUCUUCAAACCAUACUUCGAAAAAUCGACUACGCUGUGCCUCACACUCUGAACACUCAUUACACAGUUCCUAACUUUAACUUUUGUUUUUUCUUUUGAUUUCAUAUUUUUAUAUAAUGUGCCAUUUGAGUAACUCUUAAUAAAUGACAGCAAAGAAAAUCACAUAAAGCAAACCUGUGACUAAAGACUGAUUUAAAUGGGGCUUGUGUGCAAAGCAAAGCAAGUUUUUGUGUUACCUACAGUUGUUUUCUUGAUGUUGUAAGUCAAAUUCUUUUCUUAGAUUGAAUGGUUUCUUAGAUGAUAAAUGUUCUGCUGUAAAAUGAUGGUGUCCAGGCAGGGCAAGUAAAACCCUUAUACAGUUAAAGGUUAUAUUUGAUCCUCUUACAGCUUUGUCUUUUAGUUCUAUGUAAAGGUCAGUUCAGGAGGCUGCUAUAAAAAUGACUGGCGACAUUAGAAAUUGAAACCAAAUAACAGUAACUCAUGUUGUAGGAUGCUAAAGGUUUGGCCACGUGUGUCAUCGCAAAUUAAAAUCUCAUGUUAUUCUAUGAUGAGAUCAACAUGGUUUAGAUCACAAGGUAACACCAUCAUAAGCGAAGCUGUAUCAGCGUUAGUGGGUGACAGUGAGAUGACAGUGCCAAACUGUGUUAUGUUUUAUUUCAUCAGGACAGUUACAAUCUUAUAAUUUGUACAAAGGAAAGUAGGUCUGUAGUAUUUGAAGCUUGACAACCAGGUGGUCAGUCCUCACCUGCUUAUUAACUAAAGCAAAUUUAGAUAACCUUUAAAGAUCAUUGGCUGUUUCUUGACACAAUAUGGUCAACCAGAAGUCCACUACCAUGCAGUAACUCUGUCGCAGAGUCUUCAACUGCUUUAGUUGCUUAUCAACCAUGAUUUAAACUUGUGCAAUUAUUCGAAGAGGAGCAUAAUGUUUGUGCAGACUGGUAUGUGUGAGAUUUGUAAGAGACGUAUGUCUCAUUUUAAUAAAAUUGGUCAGUAUUCAGUAAAUUGA
Messenger RNA from Betta splendens (Siamese fighting fish), 2382 nucleotides. RefSeq names its product EI24 autophagy associated transmembrane protein (gene ei24). Gene Ontology annotation, biological process: macroautophagy. Gene Ontology annotation, cellular component: endoplasmic reticulum. The record is from RefSeq and is a predicted model, not a curated record. NCBI's taxonomy places the organism in Eukaryota, Metazoa, Chordata, Actinopteri, Anabantiformes, Osphronemidae. Bases 234 to 1244 code for a protein of 336 amino acids. The transcript has 11 exons.